AUGGCGAAAACCAUUGAAGUUAUCAGGAAGAAGGACCCCAAAAAGAAGAAUCAAUCCGAUCCAUUGGCGAAACAAAAACUUAUUUGGAAAAUUGGGCACGCUUUGACCUUGGUUUUUGGUUUAUUAUUUUCCAUCACGUAUUUCUACCAUGUCCUAAUCUUCUUCAAAUAUCGUUCCUGGAAGUGGUUGUUCUUGAGAGUCAAUAAAAACUACUCGUUUAUUCAAAGUAAGAGAUGGUACAUGAAAUUAUUGAGUUGGGGCCCACAGAUAAUGUAUCGUUUGUCAUUAAUUGGUGUAUUUAUGUCUGAGUCCGUUACAAUGCAACAGAACUGGGUCGGGCUUAACCCUACCUGGAAUGAUUUGUUGUCUUCUGAGAACUUCCAUACACUUUUGAUUGCUUGUUUGUGGUUUUUUGGUGGUGGCAAGUCUUUUUACAAGAUUUUACCAUACAUGAUUUUAAGUUAUCUACAUUUAACUAAAAUGAACUACGAAUUGAAUGCUGACAAAGAAGAAAGGAUCCCUUUAACACCUAGAGACAAAAAAAUGCUACACUUGCUUGCCUAUUCUGAAUUGUUUGUUAUCUUGGCGUUAACUCUGGACACUGUAUUGUUCAAGACAGGAACAUCCGGAUUUAUGUUAGUCAUUUAUGUUGGUAUUUAUUGGUUGCGGCUGAACUUCUCACCGUAUGCCCAAGUGGCUGUUUUGGAGUUACUUGUCAAGUCUGAAAAAUACGUUCCCAAAAAAUAUAGAGGCAAAUGGCAAGUUAUAAAGAACUUUGUUUAUAUGAAAAUGAAAGAGCACGGAAAGAGAACAGAAGAAGUUGCCAGAUACGCUUAA
Messenger RNA from Saccharomyces paradoxus, 837 nucleotides. RefSeq lists its product as uncharacterized. Gene Ontology annotation, biological process: membrane organization; endoplasmic reticulum tubular network organization. The record is from RefSeq and is a predicted model, not a curated record. NCBI's taxonomy places the organism in Eukaryota, Fungi, Ascomycota, Saccharomycetes, Saccharomycetales, Saccharomycetaceae. The coding region runs from base 1 to 837 and encodes 278 amino acids. Gene Ontology annotation, cellular component: endoplasmic reticulum. The transcript has a single exon.